AUGCCCUUGGCACUCUUCACAAUUUGUCUUAUAUCUGGGAUAUACGGAAGUGAGGCUGGAGGAGGGCAAUGUAAAAUUUCAGAGAGAUCAGUUCCUGGUAAAGCUCUCAAGGGUCACACCUUCAAAGAGUUUGCAGUGAGGGCCAUUGUUGAGUGCCAGAACACCUGUGAAAGAGACCCAAGGUGUGCGAGUUACAAUUUUUACAUUCCGGGCAGAGUGUGCGAGCUUAACAGCCAGACCAAGGAAGAAAGACCUGAAGACUUUGUGACAGAUGAGCUAAGGUUUUAUAUGAGACGAGAAGGUACGAUAAUCUGUCUGUUCUCUCCCGUCUAUUUCCUAGACUUACUGGUGGAAUUGAGCACGUACGAAUGCCAAAAUACGAUAACAAAGUUCCAAGAUGCAAAUCGAAUAAGAUUGCCAUGUAUUGUAUGCGCAACAUUUGUAAGCUGUUCAAAUAAAAUCACACUUUGCAUGACCUUGACUUAGAGAUAACCCACAUAUUUCCUAUGCUAAAAUCUGUUUGUACCAUUAGAUGAUGAUGAAUGCUUGAAGACCCCACCCGUUUGUGACGUCAACGCAAACUGCAAGAACACUCUUGGCUCCUAUCUUUGUUCAUGUAUAGAGGGAUUUACAGGUGACGGCAAAACAUGUCAAGGUAAAAUUUUGAAAAAAAAUGUCCUGAACUUUUUCGCUUGUCUAGAUCAUUCUCAAAUUCGUAUUGGUAUUCCCUGUUUUUGUAUAAAUAUUUCAUUUGUUGUUAUGUUCAAUACCUUUUUUUGUAGUAGAAUUGAAUUUAGUUAACAUCUUUAAACAUUUUAUUUCAGACGUAGACGAAUGCCAGAUCAGCUCUCACAAUUGUAGCGACAAUGCCACCUGCAUUAACACCGAAGGUUCCUUUAACUGCAUUUGCAAACCAGGGUACAGAGGAAAUGGCUACAACUGUUCAGGUACGUGCUUGCAAAUUCUUUUCUAUUUUUUCUUUAGUUUUAAAGACUUUUUAUAACAAAAAAAUUACACUAAAAAUGUCCAGGCAUAAUAUGAUUUCAGAGUUCGUUUUCGUCUUGAAAACACUUAUAACAUUUUAUUUCAGACGUAGACGAAUGCCACAUGAGCACUCACAAUUGUAGCGACAAUGCCACAUGCUUUAACACCGAAGGUUCCUUUAACUGUAGUUGCAAACCAGGGUACAGAGGAAAUGGCUACAAUUGUUCAGGUAGGUGCCUGGAAAGUAUUUUCUCUUUUUUCUUUAGUUUUCAAAAACUUUUUAUUGCAAAAAAAUCACAACAAAAUGUUCAGGCAUAAUUUAUGCUAGAGUUCGUGCGCUUCUUGAAAACUCUCCUAACAUUUUAUUUCAGACGUAGACGAAUGCCAGAUCAGCUCUCACAAUUGUAGCGACAAUGCCACCUGCAUUAACACCGAGGGAACCUUUAUCUGUAGUUGCAAACCAGGGUACAGAGGAAAUGGCUACAACUGUUCAGGUACGUGCUUGCAAAGUCUUUUCUAUUUUUUCUUUAGUUUUAACGACUUUUUAUAACAAAAAAAUUACACUAAAAAUGUCCAGGCAUAAUAUGAUUUCAGAGUUCGUUUUCGUCUUGAAAACACUUAUAACAUUUUAUUUCAGACGUAGACGAAUGCCACAUGAGCACUCACAAUUGUAGCGACAAUGCCACAUGCUUUAACACCGAAGGUUCCUUUAACUGUAGUUGCAAACCAGGGUACAGAGGAAAUGGCUACAAUUGUUCAGGUAGGUGCCUGGAAAGUAUUUUCUCUUUUUUCUUUAUAUUUAGUUUUCAAAAACUUUUUAUUGCAAAAAAAUCACAACAAAAUGUUCAGGCAUAAUUUAUGCUAGAGUUCGUGCGCUUCUUGAAAACUCUCCUAACAUUUUAUUUCAGACGUAGACGAAUGCCAGAUCAGCUCUCACAAUUGUAGCGACAACGCCACCUGCAUUAACACCGAGGGAGCCUUUAACUGUAGUUGCAAACCAGGGUACAGAGGAAAUAGCUACAACUGUUCAGGUACGUGCUUGCAAAGUCUUUUCUAUUUUUUCUUUAGCUUUAACGACUUUUUAUGACAAAAAUAUCACACAAAAAAUGUUCAGGGAUAAUGUAAUUUCAGAGUUCGUUUUCGUCAUGAAAACUCUUAUAACAUUUUAUUUCAGACGUAGACGAAUGCCAGAUGAGCACUCACAAUUGUAGCAACAAUGCCACCUGCAUUAACACCGAAGGUUCCUUUAACUGUAGUUGCAAACCAGGGUACAGAGGAAAUGGCUACAACUGUUCAUGUACGUGCUUGUAAAGUCUUUUCUAUUUUUUCUUUAGUUUUAACGACUUUUUAUGGCAAAAAAGUUACACUAAAAAUGUUCAGGCAUGUUUUCGUCUUGAAAACACUUAUAACAUUUUAUUUCAGACUUAGACGAAUGUCAGAUGAACUCCCACAAUUGUAGCGACAAUGCCAGCUGCAUUAAUACCCAAAGUUCCUUUUACUGUAGUUGCAAACCAGGGUACAGAGGAAAUGGUUACAACUGUACAGGU
Porites lobata is the source of this 2531-nucleotide messenger RNA. The record is from the annotation of a GenBank genome assembly. Lineage: Eukaryota; Metazoa; Cnidaria; Anthozoa; Scleractinia; Poritidae.